Molecule: messenger RNA, 4183 nt
Organism: Varroa destructor (honeybee mite)
Lineage: Eukaryota; Metazoa; Arthropoda; Arachnida; Mesostigmata; Varroidae
Gene: Syt4
Product: Synaptotagmin 4
Biological process (GO): calcium ion-regulated exocytosis of neurotransmitter; vesicle fusion
Cellular component (GO): plasma membrane; axon; exocytic vesicle
Molecular function (GO): calcium-dependent phospholipid binding; phosphatidylserine binding; clathrin binding
Source: RefSeq, a predicted model, not a curated record
AUAGGCGCUCAUCUGUAGCUGUUUAAAAGUCGAAUGUCUACAACAGGGCAACUGUGUUUAUCUAUACGUCUGAGCUCCGUCUGAUACGAAAGAAGGCACAGUUCAAAUCAUGCGUCACGUUAUCUGGAGCACCUCAGAACGCAUCUAGUAGAGCAUCAUUUACAUUCGAUAUUAAUUACGCAUUAAGGAAAAGCAAAUUGCAGUAGAUUACAAGCAUCUAGUCAGAUUCCUAUCUAUCCUUAUCUACAGUUCUUAUCUCUGUCCGAUAAAUCACUGUAAAGCGUGCAUGAUCUGAGCAAUCUGCGCUACUAACCGGUCGAGGAAAUCGUGGCAACUACUUAAGCAAUGAAUGGCGUAGUGCAAAUCGUAGAAACGAUCACCAUACGUAUUACUGUGUGAAUCGAAGCCGUGAGGGUGUGAGAGGAACUGAGGAUUGCUUGCCAAUGAGGUAUUUUCGAUCCACGGAAUACGUCUGAAACGAACAACCAACCUUGGAGGAUAAUUCAUAGAGCAAUUGUUCGAAACGUUAAAGUAACUCUUUUCGCCUCUGGCCGAGAAUAAUUACACGUCAAAUUAAAAAGGAGCCAGUAGAUUUCGAAGUACUUAUGGCCAAGAAGACUCGAGCAGAAACUGCUCCAGGGGGCGCUGCACCCAUCUCCGCGCAGGCUUCCCACUCCAUAUCGUCCGUCUGCCUCUGCUUGAGUCGGUCGUAGCCCUAGAGUACAAGGCCGUACUAACAGCGCUAUUUGAGAGCAGCUGCAUCAACUGCGGCACGGUUGCGGUUGAUGUUGGGGGUUACCGCUGUUCUUGCCAUAAUGGUGAUCUGAAGAAAGCAACCGAUCUGAUUUGGACAUCUGGUUACAGUGAUUCCCAGGAUUCAGUGUUAAGUAGUGUCGGCAAGGGUGUGCUCAUUAUUAUUGUGUGAGGCGUGUAGAAACUCUCCACCAAGAGCCGCGGAAUGAAGCUCGGCCACGGUGGAACUUACGAUGGACCUGGAUUUAUAUCCGGCCAGGGUUAUAGCGCCACGGAACAUUUAGCCAACGGGGCGGGUCCACUAAUCGUGGGCGCCUGUGUCGGUACGGCUCUGUUUGCGGUCGUUGUCGCAGCUGCUACUUAUGUCUGCUAUCGGAAGAAAGCUAAAACGGCACUACAAUCACCAGGAUCUUACCAUCUGCAACACUCGUUGAAGAAGGGUCCCGGCUAUAAAGAUGGCAAACUUACAGGACCUGGCGGGCUUAUGUUCAGAAAGACGCCGGCUGUACGCAGCCCUACUGGAGGAGGUUCGGGCCCUAUUCUGAAGACAUCCCCGUCGCCAACGGGAAGCAAAAGUCCCCCCUCGAUAAACACCUCCCCAACUCAGGGUGGUCGCACUGUUCUUUCUGGACAACAGCCCCAUCCGCCAGUCACUAAACCGGUUGUCCAGCAGCACAAACCCACACCGGCAGAGAGUCCGGAGGCGAAAAUCGAGCGCGAGACUAUGCUCGAUGAAAAGCCUCAACGUCUUGGUGAAUUACAUUUCCGAUUACGUUAUUGUGCCAGCAAGCAGGCACUAUUCGUCACGAUUAACAAAUGUUGCGGGCUACCUCCUGCGAAGGAUCCGGCUGCAGGGUCGUCAGAUCCAUAUGUCAAACUCCAACUGUUACCCGACAAACAACACAAGGUGAAGACUCGUGUAGUACGUAAGACGACAAAUCCUGUCUAUGACGAAGACUUCACGUUCUAUGGCGUUACGGCUAAUCAGGCCGUGACUGGCACACUUCACUUUGUCGUACUGAGCUUUGAUCGAUACUCACGUGACGAUGUAAUUGGGGAGGUUCUUUGCCCGGUGGCAGAGCUCAUCGACGGUGAUACGACCUUGCACGAUCAGGAAAGGGCAUUUGUCAAAGAGAUUGUGCCCAGGCAUUUCAAGAUCAAAAGUGCCGGCCGUGGGGAGCUGCUCGUUUCGCUGUGCCAUCAACCAGCAGCGAAUCGGCUGACCGUUGUGAUUCUCAAGGCGCGGAACCUGCCUAAGGUUGAUGACAGCGGACUAUGCGAUCCCUAUGUGAAGAUGUAUUUGUUGUAUAACGGGCAGCGCAUCGCUAAAAAGAAGACACACGUCAAGAAACGAACCGUUAACCCAGUCUUCAACGAGAGUUUCGUGUUUGAUGUACCAUACAACGAGGGUCUCCAUAACCUCAGCAUCGAGUUGCUCAUGCUUGACUGGGAUCGCGUAACCAAAAACGAGGUCAUCGGAAGGCUUGAACUCGGCGCGAAGGUGGAGUCUGGAGCUGCGCGACAGCACUGGUCAGACGUGUGCACCUCGCCCCGGAGACAGAUCGCCGAAUGGCACAAACUCAAGGAGUAGAUACCGGAAGAAGAACGAUUACUCAACACAAACUACUACACAAACAACUAACAUUUAAGUACACACAUAAACAUUUCACACGAAUCGUAUAAACAAUGGUAAUAUAUAACACAAACAAAAGAUAUAUGGAUACGAUAAUAUAUUGAUCUAUUCCAUCGCUGCUGUUAUAGCGUGAAAACAGCAAAAAAAAACGAGCAAGACUAAAUGACCAGUGAGCAAAGACCCAUAACAGUGAACCCAGGCAGCAAACACAAGUUAAAUCAGACAGAAGCCUGCGCCCUUUUGAAAGACAAAUAUAUAAAGAGCAACAAUUCACGCCAUCUAAAAAUCUUUGCGAUCACAUAUAAACAGUAUUUACGGACAACAAAUGAUCGCAAUAAAACAUUUGAACGUCAGGAGAAAAUCUGGGGCAGUUUUCACAUACAGAUUCUAGUAUUAUGAGGAAGUGGAAUGACAAAUAAAAGUAAGUACAGUUUCGACAAACAAAAAAAAUAUAAAAGAAACGCCUCUUAUGUAGAAGAGUGCAGACAUCUGCCAAAUGUAGCUAAAUACAUCUAAAAGUUGCAAAGGGGAAUUAAUACAAGAGCGAAAAUUCUAAUAACGAGGAAAAAAGUAACUCAGGGUAAAAACUAGACGGAAAAAGAGAACUGGUAGUACAUCCCGCUUAACGAAAAUGAUGGGAUUUCGAAAUAACGAAAAAGAUCAUGCCAACUGCAAGAAAAGCCGUAGCUGAAGGAGACGAUAAAAAGCAAAGAAGGAUUAUGCGUAGUAUUAAUGAGUUGUGGUCUGUCAGAAGUAAAGCUAAGAUGUCUAUCCUUGUUCCCGACCCACUUUAUAUAACCUAACGAGCUGUUUAUAAUCCAAACAAUUUGCUAACUCGCUCCAAACCAAUUCGACUACUUAUAUCGUGAAAACGAAAUCCAAGAACGAAAUCUGGGGGAAAUCUGAUGGAAUUGAUAACAAAUAUGUUGGGAAAUCGCAGCUUCAGUUAAUAACAUUGGGAGUCGUAUUACAAAAAAAGAGACGUGACUUUUCGCGUCACAGCAAAUGAGCAGCAAUAUUCAGGAAUUGUUAGAGCUUUUGUUGAUGACGUCGAUGAAACCAGAGGUAGGUAGAAACGCAAUAGGAAUAUAACGUAACCUUGAGCCACCUCAAGUAACUGCAAGUAAUGACUAUAUCGUAUUUUUAUUUUGUCAUGUUUCAAGUUCAUACGCGAAAAAAAAAGAAAUCAUUUCUAACAAUAAAAGCUUUACUAAAAGCGCAAAUACCCGAAAACCAUAAACAAAGCACACCGAGGUAGAUGAGAUAUCGCCUUUGGAGACGCUACCAUAAUGGAACCAAGAGGAAAAAUGUUCACUCUGCUUUUUUUCUAAAAGCGACUAACAAAAGCGGAAGUAGAUCACUCGGAUUCUAGGAAAGGUGGAUAGAAGUGAAGCAGAUGUAACAGAAGUUAUCAGACAACAAAAAAAGAAGCACUAACAUAAUAAUAAUGAAGUUGAUGACACGUCUAAUCAGGAUGAUGAGGACACAGACAAAGACAAAAGACACAGACGGACUGAAUACACAUUUAACUAAGGUACAUCAAACAACAAACCAACUAAUAAACCCAAACCGUUAUUGAAUAAAGAUACCGAUAGAAAUUAGUACGACGGUGGGAUAUGAGGCAAAGAAUAAUAUAUGUUUUAUGUAGAAACAACCACCCUCGAGCUUCGCAACUGAAAUGCAUUGCUUCUUAACAACAAAGCGACAAUAAUAUAAAAGUAAUAGAAAAACUAACGAUAAAUAGACUAUUAUAUAACAACCACAGCAAAAAGGGAAUAAUUAACGAUAACUAGUACA